Molecule: messenger RNA, 232 nt
Organism: Aspergillus ruber CBS 135680
Lineage: Eukaryota; Fungi; Ascomycota; Eurotiomycetes; Eurotiales; Aspergillaceae
Exons: 1
Coding region: 38-196 (52 amino acids)
Source: RefSeq, a predicted model, not a curated record
CGCGGGAAUUGUGAGAUUAUCCUUCUCACAUUCAGAUAUGGCACUUGCACUUGCAUAUUGCUGCAUAUGGUGCCAUGGUGAACGUCAGAGAAUUCUCAGCAUUCUAUUCCAAUCGGGGCAUCCAAGACAACUUUACUCCGGAGAAGCGCCGUGGAAUUGCCACAAGUUUAGACCCAAAGAACACGAUGUUUUGUGACCUUCCCGGCGUCACCCCGAAUUACUCUAUAUUCUG